GCGCGCUGUGGGCGGUGCCCGGCGGGGCCACGCCUUUUCCGGCCCGCCGUGCGGCCUGGGCUCCCGCGUGUUUGAAAGCACGCUGUGUCUGCUGCUGUCUUAACUCCUGUGCUUGGCGGACAGACAGGCGAGAUGGCGGCGGAGGUGUUGCCGAGUGCGAAGUGGCAGUAUUGUGGGGCGCCCGACGGGAGCCAGAGAGCUGUACUGGUCCAGUUCUCCAACGGGAAGCUACAGAGUCCAGGCAACAUGCGCUUUACCUUGUAUGAGAACAAAGAUUCCACCAAUCCCAGGAAGAGGAAUCAACGAAUCCUGGCAGCUGAAACAGAUAGGCUUUCCUAUGUGGGAAACAAUUUUGGGACUGGAGCCCUCAAAUGCAACACUUUGUGCAGGCACUUUGUGGGAAUUUUGAACAAGACCUCUGGCCAAAUGGAAGUAUAUGAUGCUGAAUUGUUCAACAUGCAGCCACUGUUUUCAGAUGUAUCAGUUGAGAGUGAACCGGCGCUGGAGAGUCAGACCAAAACUUACAGAGAAAAGAUGGAUUCUUGUAUUGAAGCCUUUGGUACCACCAAACAGAAGCGAGCUCUGAACGCCAGGAGAAUGAACAGAGUUGGCAAUGAAUCUUUGAAUCGUGCAGUGGCUAAAGCUGCAGAGACUAUCAUUGAUACGAAGGGUGUUACUGCGCUGGUCAGUGAUGCUAUCCACAAUGACUUGCAAGAUGACUCCCUCUACCUUCCUCCCUGCUAUGAUGAUGCAGCCAAGCCUGAAGAUGUGUAUAAAUUUGAAGAUCUUCUUUCCCCUGCGGAGUAUGAAGCUCUUCAGAGCCCAUCUGAAGCUUUCAGGAACGUCACAUCAGAAGAAAUACUGAAGAUGAUUGAAGAGAACAGCCAUUGCAACUUUGUCAUAGAAGCGUUGAAGUCUUUGCCAUCAGAUGUGGAGAGCCGAGACCGCCAGGCCCGAUGCAUAUGGUUUCUGGAUACCCUCAUCAAAUUUCGAGCUCAGAGGGUAGUUAAGCGGAAAAGUGCUCUGGGACCUGGAGUUCCCCACAUCAUCAACACCAAACUGCUGAAGCACUUUACCUGCUUGACCUACAACAAUGGCAGAUUACGGAACUUAAUUUCGGAUUCUAUGAAGGCGAAGAUUACUGCGUAUGUGAUCAUACUUGCCUUGCACAUACAUGACUUCCAAAUUGACCUGACAAUGUUACAGAGGGACUUGAAGCUCAGUGAGAAGAGGAUGAUGGAGAUAGCCAAAGCCAUGAGGCUGAAGAUCUCCAAAAGAAGGGUGUCUGUGGCCGCCGGCAGUGAAGAAGAUCACAAACUGGGCACCCUGUCCCUCCCGCUGCCUCCAGCCCAGACUUCAGACCGCCUGGCAAAGCGGAGGAAGAUUACCUAGACGCAUGCUUUCCAGACAGGGCAUUUUGGCUGCAUCACAGCCACUGGCUGGUCGUAUUCAUUUCCAUUUUUAUGUUUUAAAAAGGAAAGGUCCAGGGAUGGUGGCUCACACCUGAAAUCCCAGCACUUUGGGAGGCCGAGGCAGGAAGAUCAUUGAGCUCAAGAGUUUGAAACCAGUCUGGGCAACAUAGGGAGACCCCAUCUCUACCGGGGGGAAAAAAAAAAAAGAGUCAGGCCUGGUGGUGUGCGCCUGUAAUCCCAGCUACUCGGGAGACUGAGGCAGGACGAUUACUUGAGGUUGGGAAAUCAAGGUUGCAGUGAGCUACGAUUGCGUGGCCACACUCCAGCCUGGGUCACAGAGUGAGACCUUGUCUCAAAAAAGUAAAAUAAGGAAAAAAGAAGCCUUGCUUUGGCACAGGUAUGAAGCCAGAAGCCAGCAUGUCAACUGUGCUUGUCUUAUGCAGAAAUAUAAAGCAAUGGCCCGGUUGGACUUCA
Symphalangus syndactylus (siamang) is the source of this 1886-nucleotide messenger RNA. It is a transcript of the gene POLR1E, whose product is annotated as RNA polymerase I subunit E. The record is from RefSeq and is a predicted model, not a curated record. Lineage: Eukaryota; Metazoa; Chordata; Mammalia; Primates; Hylobatidae. Gene Ontology annotation, biological process: DNA-templated transcription. Gene Ontology annotation, molecular function: DNA binding.